Messenger RNA from Protopterus annectens (West African lungfish), 1332 nucleotides. RefSeq lists its product as uncharacterized. NCBI's taxonomy places the organism in Eukaryota, Metazoa, Chordata, Ceratodontiformes, Protopteridae. Bases 1 to 831 code for a protein of 276 amino acids. The transcript has 8 exons. The record is from RefSeq and is a predicted model, not a curated record.
AUGACUUCAUCUCAGGUUGGAUUCUGGCACUUUGCUCAUGCUUAUGUCCGAGGUAGCUGGAGAAAUGAGGAAGAGAGCACAUUUUCACUACUUGCAAAAUCUUGCCAUGAUAUUGACCUCAUAAAUUACUGGAUGGAUGGGAAAAGAUGUUUGAAAGUUUCUUCUUUUGGAACUCUACAACAUUUUACCAAAGAGAAUAAGCCCACAGGUGCUGCUGACCGAUGCCUUGAUUGUUCUGUGGAGCCCACUUGCCCUUUCUCCGCUAAAAAAAUUUACCUCCAGCGACUAAAGCAGGGGAACACAGGCUGGCCAGUUUCCGUUGUUUGUAGAGACACUACUACUGAUAUUGAAUCACUGACAGAAGCCCUGUGCUAUGGUCCAUAUGGGAGAUGCGUUUACAACUGUGAUAAUGAUGUGGUCACUAACCAGGUAGUGAACAUGGAGUUUGAAGGAGGAGCUACAGCAGCAUUUUCCAUGAUUGCUUUUACAGAGAGGCUGUGUGAGAGGAAGACAACAAUCUAUGGGACCAAGGGAGAACUAAACUGCGAGGGUUCUGGACCAGUCUAUGUAUUUGACUUUCUCUCAGGACAAAAAGUCAUCCAUCCAUCUGACACCUCAAACUUGAAGCAAACUCGUCUGUUAGGCCACGGGGGCGCUGACUACUACCUCAUGGACAGCUUCAUCUCAGCUGUGGCAGAAAACAAUAAGUCUUUGAUUUGCACUGGUCCAGAUGAAUCCUUAGCCAGUCACCUUCUAGUAUUUGAUGCUGAGAAGUCUCGGAAGGAAAACCGUGUUGUCUUUUGUAGAAGAGAAGAUACAGUAAAGAUGUGACUGUAAUCUUUUAUAUUGUAAAAUGCCUACUGCCAGAUAUGUAGUAGUUACACUAAUCUUUUACUUUUUUUCUGUAAAUCUUAAAAUACUAAAUUUUUGUAUGCUAACCUACAUUUUCAUGUAAAUCUUAAAAUACAAUUUUUUUGUAUGCUAACUGAAUGUUUGACAUAGUGGAUUAUACUUAUCACUGUGGUCCUGAACGUUUUACUCAUUACUGCCUGAUUACACCUGAAAAUGAUGUUAUAUGUGUACAAAAUUUUAUUGUAUUCUCUUUGUGGUUUCUGGUGCUGUUCCAAAAAUUAGGCCAGUUGGGAAUAAUAUUGUUAAGUGUUUAUCAGGGAAAAAUUAAAACUAAAUUACAUCAGAUUUUCAGCUGAAGUGGUGACCACUACAAAGUUAUAAUAACGUUCAUAUAAACUGUUUUACUGUAGAGCAGAUGUCCUUCAAGGAUGCAACUGCAGUCCUGACAUAUGGGUUGUCCUGCCUCAGGCAGCCCUUCGG